Equus caballus (horse) is the source of this 1390-nucleotide messenger RNA. It is a transcript of the gene RPE, whose product is annotated as ribulose-5-phosphate-3-epimerase. Gene Ontology annotation, molecular function: metal ion binding; D-ribulose-phosphate 3-epimerase activity. NCBI's taxonomy places the organism in Eukaryota, Metazoa, Chordata, Mammalia, Perissodactyla, Equidae. Gene Ontology annotation, cellular component: cytosol. Gene Ontology annotation, biological process: carbohydrate metabolic process; pentose-phosphate shunt, non-oxidative branch; pentose-phosphate shunt. The record is from RefSeq and is a predicted model, not a curated record.
AGGCCGCGCGGCCAAUCGCGGCGACGCCGUCGUCUUGCCGGGGUUACCUGCUCCUGGGCGCCAGCACCAUGGCGUCCGGCUGCAAGAUUGGCCCGUCCAUCCUCAACAGCGACCUGGCCAACUUAGGGGCCGAGUGCCUCCGGAUGCUGGACUCCGGGGCCGAUUACCUGCACCUGGAUACUUUACUCCAAAAAGUGCCUUCAAGGAAAAAGCAUAAGAUAAUUAUGAAGCAGGCUUCCUUAAUGAACUCUUUCUUCAUUAGAGUGAAGCAUUUUGUUCCCAACAUCACCUUUGGUCACCCUGUGGUAGAAAGCCUCCGAAAGCAGCUAGGCCAGGACCCUUUCUUUGACAUGCACAUGAUGGUGUCCAGGCCGGAACAGUGGGUAAAGCCAAUGGCCGUAGCAGGAGCCAAUCAAUAUACCUUUCAUCUCGAGGCUACGGAGAACCCAGGGGCUUUGAUUAAAGACAUUCGGGAGAAUGGGAUGAAGGUUGGCCUUGCCAUCAAACCGGGAACUACAGUUGAGUAUUUGGCUCCAUGGGCUAAUCAGAUAGAUAUGGCCCUGGUUAUGACAGUGGAACCUGGGUUUGGAGGGCAGAAAUUCAUGGAAGAUAUGAUGCCAAAGGUUCACUGGCUGAGGACCCAGUUCCCGUCUUUGGACAUAGAGGUCGAUGGUGGAGUGGGUCCUGACACUAUCCAUAAAUGUGCAGAGUGCCAUCAUGAGGAGCGAAGACCCCAGGUCUGUGAUCAGCCUGUUGAGAAGCGUGUGCUCGGAAGCUGCUCAGAAGCGCUGUCUGGACCGAUGAAACCACAAGGCGGCCAGUGUUUCCGCUCAUGAAGGCGCCCCUUCACCGGGAAACAGGCAUCUUGACGGCCAAAUCGUAUCACAGUUGAGGCAGUGCUGCUGUUCUGAGCACUGCUGCAUUCCAGUGACUAAAAUCGAUUUGCAGAAUGUUAAAAGAGGCUAGAAGUUGGUGUGGAUAACUACAUUUUUAGUGAUGGGAUUUAAAGAUUAGUGUGGUAAAGUACCAUUUUUACUGGGAGACUUGAUUUUUAUAAAGUAAAAAUAUGGCUGUAUUAAGGUUAUAAACAAACGUGUCUUCAUGCCUAAGGAAGGCUUGUUAGUUACUAUGGAAAAAAUGUUUUUUCUGCAUUUCCUAAAAGAGUAUUUUGCUGUUUCUCAGCUGUUUUCCAAAAGCAAAGGAAGUCCUUAUGUUUUCUCUGUUUCAUGUCAUUUUUGAUUUGUGUAUAUGCUUGAUAAUAUAAGUAGAAUGGAACUUAUGAAAAAUCUAAGGCUGGGAUGGCGUACCAUAGUCUUCUUGCUUCUAAAACUUUUAUUCUUCACGCUGCACCUUGUAUUUGGUACAUAAAACAAUGUAUGAAGCCCAGGAA